AACAAAUACCGCGUUCUUUAAAUUUCAAAUCCAAAAUUCCUCUCUUAACCAAAUCCUAAUGGCGAACUUUCACAAAUCCAAAUCCGAUUACGACCACCACCGCCGCCGCAACCAUUGUUGCAAACGGCAUCCAAAGCACCACCAAUCUCCCGGCGUUUGCUCUCUCUGUUUAACCGAAAAGCUCUCACGAAUUCUCUCCGCCGCUACGACGACGAGUUCUUCGCGUAAAACCUCCGAUUCUCUUUCUUCUUCUUAUUCCUCUUCUUAUUACUCCUCUGCUUCAUCUUCUUCUUCCUGUUCUUCGCCGAAUCUUUACCAUUACAAUACGGAUCGUCGUAAGACGGCUUUUGUGUUUUCUGCGUCUUCGAUCUUUAAGAAGAGUAAAUCGAUGGCGGCGAUUGUGCCGAGGUUGAGGGGAAGAACAGAGAGUGAGAGUGAAAAGAAGAGUAACUUAGGGUUUUGGUCGAGGUUUCUGAAUCGGCCGAGACGGAAGAGGAUGGAAUUUCAGGAUGUUUUGAUGCACUCGAGAACUAUCGUCGAGAGGAACGUGCAUGGCUAAACAGAAUCGGCUUGAUUCGGUUGGCUUGAAGAUUCGCGAAGAUUGUGAUUUCUUCAUUCUUUUUCAUUUCUUUUUCUUUUUUCUUUUUCUUUAAACAGAUUCAAUUAGAUCGAUAGGGUUUGAGAAGAUUUUGUUUUUGUAAAUAUGUUACUAAACCAUACGGAAUUGGUGAAGAUUGCAGAAACCGCCUUCGAUUA
This is a messenger RNA of Benincasa hispida (wax gourd), 756 nucleotides long. RefSeq lists its product as uncharacterized. Lineage: Eukaryota; Viridiplantae; Streptophyta; Magnoliopsida; Cucurbitales; Cucurbitaceae. The record is from RefSeq and is a predicted model, not a curated record.